AACGGGAAACUACUAGUCCCAAAUUCGAGAUUUAUAGAAAUAUUUCAAUGAUCCCUCCUGAUUAUGGCAUGUCUUACUGUAAAACCCGUGGGAUCACAAAAUAUUAAGGAGCUCGGGCGCAGAAAUCGGAUCGGUGUGUUGCAGUCACAGAGCUCAGUUGCAGUUUACCGUUACCAGUUCCAUAUCAAAUGCGCACCACCAGGGGAGGUUAUAAAGUAGUCAGAUGCCCUCGAUGCAAAUAGAUCAUUGCAGUUUUUUGCUAUGCGCACAGGGAAUCCGACACAAACACAAUGGGUUACGCGCGAAAAACAGAAUUUCCCGCGGAUGGGUGUCAACAUUGCAUGUUUUUUGUUGAAGUACUACGGAGUAGUUAGUACUUGCAAUACAAUUUCUACUUGAAUGAAUGGUUUGCUACUCAUCGGUGGUAGACGAUUUUUGUACGAAGCUUGUAAGCGGCGACUUUUCGAUAGAUUUGAAGGGCUCCAGUCACAUCCUGUGUUUCAUUGCAGACAACGAAAUCUGAUCAAAACUGAAGCAAAUUUGUUGCGGAGACCUUCCUUCCACUUAACCAUGGCGCAGCGAUCGAUAAUGUCAUUUUUCAGUCCCAAGCGGCAUAUGGGAACAACAGACAAAGUGGCAUCAUCUGGAAACAUACAGGAUGAUAGAUCUCCACUGAAAGUAAAGAAUAGUACAAACCAAGAGUCGCCAGUCGAGCAAACACGGAAGAAAUUUCGGCGCAUCCUUGAUAGUGACGAAGAGGAUAGCAAUGAGAAUGUGAGCAGGACCACACCCACCAAGACCGCACCCGUGGAGAGCCCACCCAUGGAAGACACACCCAAGAGGAAGGCUGCCACAGCUGACGAAUUGGCCUCUGACCCCAUCCCACCAUCGCCCGUUACCCCAUCUCAAGCACUGGAAACAGCUUCACCAUCAUCUACACCAGGCAGCAUACCUCUCAGAAAGACUGCACGGAAACAUAUGAGAAAGAGGAAAGCGGAGGAACAGAAGGGGGAGGAACAGGAUAUUGCCACACCCAUCAAGGCAGAAUCAGAAUCUAAGAAGAUCAAAACAGACAAGCUAUUGACCCCAGAAACCACCUCGGAAGAAGCAACUAAAAGCACUACCGAGGUGGACUCGCCUGUGACAAAAGUCAAAGAAGAAAUGAUGGAUGGCGUGGAGGAACCUCCAGAAGCAAAGGAGGAUAUGCAGGAUGGCAAAAACGGAAAAGCCAAACCCAGAGAUACUAAGAAGGAAAAGAAGUCCCCUAAAGCCAAGAAUUCUGAAACUAGAGAAAAGAAAGCCGAGACCAAAAAGGCCAAAACGCCACCGAAGAAAGACUCCAAGCGGGAGGUGCUGAAACCGUCAAUAAAAAAUGAAAGCAAAGGAGCAGAAGAAUCAAAGGCUUCAGGUAACAAGACAGAGAAAAUGACGUCACCCAAAGUGAAAGAAGAAGUAGCGUCACCAGCUGGCAGCAAGACAUCGAGUGUGACAGAGGAGGAAAGAGACAAAGGGGAGAAACCAAAGGAUGGCAAGACUCCAGCCAAGAACGUAUUUGGAAUGUUUUCCAAGGUGGCUGCGUCGGACAGUGUGGAGUACAACCCUGGAGCCCCCCGGUACCAUCCAGUUAAAGAUGCCUGCUGGAAGCAAGGAGAAAGGGUUCCAUACUUGGCCUUAGCUAAGACCUUUGACAUUAUAGAGGCCACCUCGGGCCGGUUGAAGACCAUCGAAACCUUGACUGACUUUCUGACAUCUGUCUUGGUGCUGAGUCCCAAGGACAUGGAGAUGUGUGUGUACUUGUGCCUGAAUAAGAUUGCACCGGCAUACGAGGGAAUAGAGCUUGGCAUCGGAGAGACAAUACUAAUGAAAGCUAUCGCGCAAAGCACAGGGCGCACAGUGGAGAAAGUAAAAGCUGAUGCUGCACAACAGGGUGACUUGGGACUCGUUGCACAGAGCAGCCGCAGCAACCAGCGUACGAUGUUCACCCCAGCCAGGCUGACAGUGCUGAAGGUCUUCAAUACAUUGAAAGAAAUAGCCACAAUGUCAGGCAAUGCUUCCAUGUCUAGGAAGAUUGAGAAGAUUAAGAGUCUUCUAGUUGCCUGCAGGGAUUGUGAGUCCAAGUACAUCAUCAGAUCUUUAGGUGGGAAACUACGCAUCGGUCUUGCCGAACAGUCAGUUCUCGUUGCCAUUGGUCAUGCAGCCGUCAUUUCUCCCCCUGGAAUAGCUGUGGAUAGUGUUUUAUCAAAGAGCAAAGUAUCUGACGCUUUGAAGAAGAAGAUGGACGAUGCAGCACUGAUCAUCAAGACAACCUAUUGUGAACUUCCAAACUAUGGGGCUAUCAUCCCGGCCUUGCUUGAGCACGGUUAUGAAAACCUACCCGAGCACUGCAAGCUGACCCCUGGCAUCCCCCUCAAGCCCAUGCUGGCGCACCCCACCAAGGGGGUGUCGGAGGUCCUGAAUCGCUUCCAAAAUAUGGCCUUCACCUGCGAGUACAAGUACGAUGGGGAGAGGGCACAGAUCCACCUUCUUGGCAACAGGAAGAUACACAUCUACAGUCGAAAUCAGGAGAAUAACACCUCUAAAUACCCGGAUAUUAUCAAGCGCUUGCCCAGUGCCUAUGAUCCCGAAAAGGUGAAGACUUGUGUUCUGGAUGCAGAAGCCGUGGCAUGGGAUCGUGAGAAUCAGCAGAUCCUGCCGUUCCAAGUCUUGAGUACCAGAAAGCGAAAGGAUGCAGCGGAAGCAGAGAUCAAGGUCCAGGUCUGCCUCUUCGUCUUUGAUCUGCUCUUUCUCAAUGAGGAGUCUCUUGUGACAAAGACACUUCGCAAGAGGCGGGAGCUACUCAACUCUCACUUCACCCCAGUUGAGGGAGAGUUCAUGUUUGCCAAGUCCAUGGUUUCCACGGAUACAGAAGACAUUGCUUCCUUCCUUGAUGAGUCCAUCAAAGGAAACUGCGAAGGUUUGAUGGUGAAAACAUUGGACGAGGAUGCUACCUAUGAAAUUGCUCGCCGCUCACACAACUGGUUGAAAUUAAAGAAGGACUACCUAGAAGGUGUUGGGGACACUCUCGACCUUGUUGUCAUCGGUGGCUACCAUGGGCGGGGCAAAAGGGCGGGAACAUAUGGGGGCUUCCUGUUGGCCUGUUACGACGAUGAGAAUGAAGAGUUCCAGACAAUCUGUAAGAUUGGCACUGGUCUCAAAGACGAGGAGUUGGACACCCACAGCAAGUUCUUCAAGGCCCAUGUCAUAGACAAGCCCCGCCCGUACUACCGUCACGACACAAGCCACACCCCAGACCACUGGUUUGAUGCUGUUCAGGUGUGGGAGGUCAAAGCGGCUGAUCUCUCCGUCUCUCCAACUCACCGGGCAGCCAUCGGCAUUGUCGACCCUGAGAAAGGUAUCUCCCUGCGAUUUCCUCGCUUCCUGCGAGUGCGAGAUGACAAGAAGCCAGAAGAAGCCACCAACAGUUCACAGGUUGCAAGUCUCUACAACAACCAAGAUCAGAUUAAGAACCAGAAGGCAACAGGUGUUCUCAAACCUAAGGCCAGCGAAGACUUCUAUUGAAAGGAGAAUAAAAGAGAAAAGUGUCUGAAAUAGUCAGGCGGCGGGUCGCAAAAGUUCAUUUAGUACUCAACAAAAAGAACCUGCACCAAUUAAACUCAUCAAUUUUGGGCUUUUCAGAUUUUGGAACAAAAUAUGUUAAACUAUGUAUUGCAAAUGUUGCCCUUUGUCUGUUUUAUAGGGAGUUUAUUUUAUUGUCAUAAUAAUCGGUUUUGUUCAUCCUAAGACGCGGGUUGUCUAAAAUUGGUGUCAGAUAGCAAUUAUCCUGUCGACUCAAUUUCUCGGGCAAUAAAUGCUUUGCUUACAUUGUGUUUUUGGUCAUCCAUACACAAAAUGUGUGUAAUAUCUUUAUUAAUGCCUUUUUUUACCAGCAGAUGUUUCAAAAAUAAUACCUAAUGCUGAAUCCGAAUCUGUUGUCUAGAGCUAGGUCUAAGUCUUCACUCCAUUUGAAAUACGCAGAGACAUUCAGACAGUAGACCUAGCCGUAGCUCUGGUAGCCCGUUUCGGACACAGCCUUACCUUACGUUCCCAUUAAAUAUCUGUCCCCACAAUAUCUAUUGGCAAGUUCGAUCGCUGACAAACGGUCAACCCAAAGUCGACUUUGCCGGGUAACCUACGCGUGAAAUAUAUACAGGGCACCAGGCAGAAUCGACUGGUGGUUCAUAAAUUGUCCCUGAUCAAACUUACCAUAUGUUUCAGUACCUGCGUAAUUCCCCACAACUACCGUACAAAUGGGCCUAAAAGUUUAGAGCAUGUAUACUUGAUUGCUGGAGGAAUCAAGUUUGAAUCGAGCUUUAGCAUGAAGGGCCCUUUUUUAUUGAUAUGUAAAUUUUGUGUACAUACUGUGAAAGUGUGAGAAAUGUCCGGCUUUUCAGAUAAACUGUGGCACUCAAAAUGUAUUCAAGUCAAAUCUGAUUUCAGAGUUGUCUUCGGUUAUAGCCGAAUGAGAAAGAUUUAAUUCUGAUAGCUGUUUUUCUGUCUUUUUUUCAGUAGUUUUGUUGAAACAUCAUACUGGUAAAUUUCAGUCCAGUUGGGAUAGGACGAACAAUGGCAGAACUGACAAUAGAAAAAUCUUCAAAUGAAUUACUUCAUCUUUCCUUCUUUCAUCAGAAGAGGAAAACACUUCGUUAUCCCCGUGAUUUUAAUGAGAUAUCAGAUGUCUUUAGAGCAAAAUUGUCUGUUGGAGAAUAAAAUUAAUAGUAUUAUGUGUGCACUGAA
Molecule: messenger RNA, 4773 nt
Organism: Acanthaster planci (crown-of-thorns starfish)
Lineage: Eukaryota; Metazoa; Echinodermata; Asteroidea; Valvatida; Acanthasteridae
Gene: lig1
Product: DNA ligase 1
Biological process (GO): lagging strand elongation; DNA recombination; DNA biosynthetic process
Cellular component (GO): mitochondrion; nucleus
Molecular function (GO): DNA ligase (ATP) activity; ATP binding; DNA binding
Source: RefSeq, a predicted model, not a curated record